ACGUCCCGAUUCCACGUGAAAAUGGCGAGCGUUGCGCGGUUGAAGCUCUCAGCACUCAGAAACGGAUUGUCUUCGGACAUACUUUAAAGACACUGUAAGGGGCGGCACCAUCACUUUGAGGGGCGCCACGGAUAUUUGAGAGACGGCACCACUUAAUGGACGGGCGCUACAGAAAAUUUGUCUGCGUUUGGUGCCCUGGUGAACAGUGACGCUGCGUUUGUUGUCGGCGUUGGCGACACUAGCGGACGAUGGCCGGGGCUGCGGAUGACGAGGAGCACGCCUACCGGCAGCAGAUGCGCCUCGUCGAGCAGUGGAGGGACAGAGCCGACACGCGUUUCCUGCGCUACGGCGCGCUGAGCCUGUCGGUGCUGACGGCCGCCUGCGGCCUGGCGGUGAGCGCCCACUACCGGUCGGCGCUGCGGCUGCGCUCGCACGGCCUGCUCACCUCGCUGGCGCCCGUCAUGGCCAUCCCGGCGGCCAGCGCCGGCGUCAGCCACCACGCCUUCAUCGUGCGCGACCUGCUCCUCUUCGAGACGGCCUGUCCGGUGUGCCUGAACGUGCGCGCCGUCGGCAUCCAGCUGGGCUUCUCGGUGUUGCUGCCAGUCGUCAUGGGCACCAUCUCCAACUUCCACCUGGCCGAGCAGAAGAUGACGUACGCGCUGCCGCCGCUGGCGCACGACCGGCGCGCCUGGGCGGCCGCCUGGCGGCGCCUGUCGCGCCCGCUGGCCCGGCCGCUGGCGCUGCUCGCCGCGCUGAACGCCGCCUGCGCCGCGUUCGUCACCCACCGGGAGGCCACAGAGUUCUACUCGCUGCUGGAGAAACACGACCGCGAGCAGCGCUGGAAGCGGCUCAACGCCGAUCGCGGCCGCCCGCCGGCACACCCGCAAUGAGUUACAUAGUUCUCUAGCUGCUUGUUUUGAAUGAUACUUAUUGUUAUGGGUAAUAUAUGUAUGUACUUCUGCGUGAA
Messenger RNA from Amphibalanus amphitrite, 967 nucleotides. Its product is annotated as 28S ribosomal protein S14, mitochondrial-like. The record is from RefSeq and is a predicted model, not a curated record. Gene Ontology annotation, cellular component: mitochondrial small ribosomal subunit; ribosome; mitochondrion. The transcript is spliced from 3 exons. Gene Ontology annotation, molecular function: structural constituent of ribosome. NCBI's taxonomy places the organism in Eukaryota, Metazoa, Arthropoda, Thecostraca, Balanomorpha, Balanidae. Gene Ontology annotation, biological process: translation; mitochondrial respiratory chain complex I assembly. The coding region runs from base 249 to 890 and encodes 213 amino acids.